AUGGCUAAAUUCAAGACGUUGUUGACGGCUACGUUCCUGGCCACUGGAGGUUUCCUUUUCGGUUAUGACAGCGGUAUCAUCACAUCUACUAUUGGCCAAACCGAAUUCAUUAAAUACUUCUCUGAUCCUAGCGACACCGUAACCGGCGGUAUUGUCUCUGCAUUCCAGGGCGGUGCCAUCCUGGGCACAAUCAUCAACAUCUUCACCGGUGACCGUCUGGGCAGAAAGUGGUCCGUAUUUACUGGCGCUUCUAUAUCGUGCUUUGGGUGUGCGUUGCAGGCUGGUGCGGUCAAUCUGGCGAUGCUCAUUGUUGGCCGCUUUAUUGCCGGUGUUGCGGUCGGCAUGCUUACUUCUGUUAUCCCUAUGUAUGCUGGUGAGAUCGCCGAGGCUUCUUCGCGUGGUAUGAUGUCCGGUCUUCUGCAGUGGAUGUUAAGUUGGGGAUAUCUUGUCGCCCAGUGGCUGGGGUACGGAUGUUCUUUCAAUGCGACUUCCUUCCAGUGGCGCUUUCCUCUUGCUUUCCAGUGCGUCCCCGGCUUGGCCCUAGUUAGCGGAAUCUUGUUCUUGAAUGAGUCACCGCGAUGGUUGAUGGAGAAAGAUCGCCACGAAGAAGCCCUCGCUUCACUCCAAAACCUACAUGGUGACGGUACACCAGAGACAGCGGAGUACAUUGAGCUGGAGUUCCAAGAAAUCCGCGACACCAUUCAGGCUGAGCGUAUGCAGACAAAGGUCUCUUUGACUACAAUCCUGCGGAAGCCCUCUUGGCGGCGCCGUCUCAUCCUCGGCUGUGGCGUGCAAGCCUUCGGUGUCUUGUCCGGUAUCAACGUCAUCAACUACUACGGGACUCGUAUAUACGCAACGCUAGGAUUUGACACACAAAUGUCUUUGAUGAUCAUCGGAAUCUCUGGUGCCCUUUCCAUUGUCUACUGCACUGGAGGUCUAUGGGCACUGGAGCGCGUGGGCCGUAUCAAGCCUCUCAUCUUCUCUGCUGUGGGGAUGGCUGGUGCACUAGUCUGCAAUGCUGCCAUGUCCCAGCACUGGGAUGAGGGAAAUCAGAACCAACUCCGGGCUAUGGUGGCUAUGAACUUUGUGUUCUCUUUCUUCUACACCUUCGUUGGCAUUAUUUCUUGGGUCUACCCUGCCGAGAUUUUCCCCGUCGAUAUCCGUAACCAGGGUAAUUCGAUCACCACCUUCACUAACUGGACUAUCAACCUUGUCCUCGCCCAGAUCUCGCCGAGUGCCUUGUCCGGAAUUGGCUUCCGUUACUUCUAUGUCUUCUUUGUCUUCAACGUGAUUGCUAUGUUGUCAUACAUUUUCUUCUUCCCUGAGACACAAGGCAAGACACUGGAGCAAAUGGAUUCCUUAUUUGGUGAUGAGGCUCCCCUAGGUGUUGAGGAUGAGAAAAAGACAACUGAUGUGGUCAUGGUGGAGGAUACGAGCAAGUGA
Molecule: messenger RNA, 1443 nt
Organism: Penicillium mononematosum
Lineage: Eukaryota; Fungi; Ascomycota; Eurotiomycetes; Eurotiales; Aspergillaceae
Product: sugar porter family MFS transporter
Exons: 3
Coding region: 1-1443 (480 amino acids)
Biological process (GO): carbohydrate transport; transmembrane transport
Cellular component (GO): membrane
Molecular function (GO): carbohydrate:proton symporter activity
Source: RefSeq, a predicted model, not a curated record